This is a messenger RNA of Bufo gargarizans (Asiatic toad), 1203 nucleotides long. Its product is annotated as olfactory receptor 6F1-like. Gene Ontology annotation, molecular function: G protein-coupled receptor activity; olfactory receptor activity. The coding region runs from base 1 to 1203 and encodes 400 amino acids. Gene Ontology annotation, cellular component: membrane. Lineage: Eukaryota; Metazoa; Chordata; Amphibia; Anura; Bufonidae. The record is from RefSeq and is a predicted model, not a curated record. Gene Ontology annotation, biological process: G protein-coupled receptor signaling pathway. The transcript is spliced from 2 exons.
AUGCUGACCAACGAACCAAGGAGUCAGUGGGUUCACCCAAUUGUCUCUCAGCGGAGCAGGAACUUCCACAUGCUGUACAUGGAUUUGCGACAGCAUCCUGAGAAAUUUAAUGGGUUUUGUCGUAUGGCUGUGAGCAGUUUUGACAUUUUGUUAGCGUCUCUUCGCUCUUGCCUCACCUACCAGGACACAAAUAUGAGGUGCCGCAUUUCUCCAGAAGAACUGCUCAUCGUUACGCUGAGGACUUUAACAUCAAAAUGCCUGGUGGACAAAAUGAGUACUAACCACAGCUCUGUAACAAAUUUUAUUCUCCUGGGUUUCUCCCUUAGCAAGCAAACUCAGCUAUUUUUAUUUAUAUUGUUCCUAAUUAUCUACUCCAUGACUCUGAUGUCCAACCUUCUUGUCAUCACCUUAGUGACAUUUCAGAGAUCACUUCACAAACCCAUGUACUUCUUCAUUGGAAACUUUUCUUUCUUAGAAAUGUGGUAUACUACUGUCACUGUUCCCAGGAUGCUUAAAGAUUUAGCAACCGGAAAUAAAACAAUCUCCUCCAUUGGGUGUAUUUCCCAAUUUUAUUUUCUCUUCUCUCUUGGAGCCACACAACAUUUUUUAUUAGCUAUAAUGGCUUAUGAUCGUUUUUUGGCUAUUUGCUUUCCUUUGAGAUAUACCAAUCUCAUGUGCAGGUCCACCUGUGGGAAGCUUGCAGCAGCAUCUUGGAUUGCAGGUUGGUUAUCCAUUUCAUUGCCAGCUGCUAUGAUGUCACAGUUAGUCUUCUGUGGACCAAAUAUAAUGGACCACUUCUUCUGUGAUUUCAGUCCUCUGUUACAAUUGUCCUGCACUGAAACUUGGUUAAAUGAGAUUAUAUUUUCUGCUGUGGCAUGGACAGUAAUUCUUGGUUGCUUUUUCUUUACUUUUAUGUCUUAUAUCUCAGUAGUUACUGCCAUCUUAAGAAUACCAUCUUCCAUUGGUCGCCAAAAAGCAUUUUCUACUUGUGCAUCCCAUAUUGCAGUUGUUGGCAUAUUUUUUGGCACAGUCAUUUUCAUGUAUAUACGCCCAAAAGCUAAGAAUUCUUCCCCAAUUGAUAAAGUGGUCUCAGUGUUUUAUUCUGUUGUAGUUCCCCUUCUAAAUCCUAUGAUAUACAGCCUAAGAAACAAAGAGAUGAAAAAUGCUCUGUGGAAAGCUGUAAAUAAAUUAAAAAGAACAUGA